Messenger RNA from Sander lucioperca (pikeperch), 2457 nucleotides. RefSeq names its product RNA pseudouridine synthase domain containing 2 (gene rpusd2). Gene Ontology annotation, molecular function: pseudouridine synthase activity; RNA binding. The transcript has 3 exons. The record is from RefSeq and is a predicted model, not a curated record. Gene Ontology annotation, biological process: pseudouridine synthesis. Lineage: Eukaryota; Metazoa; Chordata; Actinopteri; Perciformes; Percidae. Bases 41 to 1825 code for a protein of 594 amino acids.
UGUAGCGACCAUAGCAACAAGGACCUCUGGCUUAAAAGGAAUGCAUGUGAGUGUGUCGGUUAGAGGCUUGAGAAAAUGUAAUGUGCUGUCUUUCUUCUCUUCUGGUCAAACGGGAGUUAUUGCGCGUGGAAUUGAUCAAAUACAAAAGCACUUUAUUUCGGUUUGUAACGUUAAUUCUGUUCUGAAUCGUUUUCAUUAUCCUCGGUGUCAACAGAGCAGCUCGACGAUGGCGCAGGCAGCUGUCGCCACCCCAACACCGACCGAGGUAAACAGCCCAGUGUCAGGGGAGAAAACCACAACGAAAGAGGCGACAGAAAGUAGCAAACGAAAAAGCGACGAACCGGGCGAACCUGAGACAAGUGGCCGAGGCAAGAGGCGGAGAGGAGCGGGAGGGAAGAAGCUCCGUCCGGGCGAGAGAUAUAUCCCUCCUCCGCAGAAGCGGAACCUGGGGAUCAGCUUCCGCCAGGAGCAUUUCGACGAGACCUCCUACUACUUUGAAGGUGGCCUGCGCAAAGUGUAUCCAUACUACUUUGACUUCAAAACGUACUGCAAAGGUCGGUGGAUUGGGAAGAGCCUUCUGGAGGUGUUCAAGAGUGAGUUCAGAGCUGAGUCCAUAGAAUAUUACCAGAGGGCUGCCAAAGAGGGUCGCAUCCGGCUGAACGAGACACCUGUGGAGGACCUGUCUGUGGUGCUCAGGAAUAAUGACCUUAUGAAGAACACAGUGCACCGUCAUGAGCCCCCUGUGGUCGGCAGACCCCUGGAGGUUCUGGUGGAUGAUGGUGAAGUGCUUGUGGUCGACAAGCCUGCCUCCAUCCCGGUUCACCCCUGCGGCCGUUUCCGCCACAACACAGUGAUUUUCAUUCUGGGAAAAGAGCGGGGCAUCUCUGAGCUCCACACAGUCCACAGACUGGACAGGCUCACCUCUGGAGUGCUGCUGUUUGCCAGGACACUGGAGGCAUCAAAGAAACUGGACCAGUUGGUGAGAGACAGACAGCUUGAAAAGGAGUAUGUGUGCAGAGUAGAGGGGGAGUUUCCAGAGAGUGAGCUCAUCUGCGAGGAGCCCAUUCUGGUCGUUUCCUUUAAAAUUGGACUCUGCCGAGUCGACCCGAAGGGAAAAGAGUGCAGAACGGUCUUCCAGAGGCUAAGCUUUAAUGGAAAAACCAGCGUGGUCCGCUGUUUACCUCUGACUGGCCGCACACACCAGAUCAGGGUCCACCUCCAGUACCUGGGCUUCCCCAUCCUCAAUGAUCCCAUCUAUGGUUCCUCAGCCUGGGGGCCUCACAGGGGGAAGGGGGGACUGGUGGGAAAAAGUAAUGAGGACCUGCUGCAGGCUCUGGUUGAGGAACAUCGCUCUCAGGAAAGUCUUCACCUGCUGGAUAUUCCAGAUGAUGGGAUUGGGAUUGAACAAGAGGCAGAGAAAAACAAGACAUCUGAGAAAGAAGAUACAUUGGAUGGCACCUCUGAACCUAACAAAAGUGGAGAGAGUCACCAGAUUGACACACAGGUGACGACCGGUUGUAGCUCAAGCAGUGAGACGGUGGAUAAGGUGAGUCAGGGCUGCACAGAUUCAAACGGUAGCAAAACCUCGCUUGAAUCUCAACCUACCAAAUCAAAUGGAAAUCAAACGGAAGCAGCAACUCACAAAACUCCACCAAAGACUAGAGACCACCUGUGCAGUGAAUGUAAGUUAGUACGACCAGAUCCCACAGAGAAAGAACUCAUCAUGUAUCUCCACGCUUUACGCUACAAAGGAGCUGAUUUUGAGUAUUCCACACGCUUACCCGAUUGGGCCAAAGAGGACUGGGUCGAGGCUGAUUGGAGCUGACCGUUGAUGACUUUCACGUUUAGGUUACUGCCUUCAUGCAUGUUUAUUUCAUACAUUUAAAAGUGUGAUCAGAAAUCCUUUAAAAUGAUUUGCUCUGAGGCAGUUUAGAUUUUUCUGUGAUGCAAAUGUGUCUUAGCAUAUGCUGUUUCCACCAGAAUUGAGAAUGUAGAAAUAUGUUUUCCUCUGGCAAGUUGUUUUCUGCCUUAAACAUACAUAGAACAUAGCUUUGUAGUCAUUCUCAUUUUUACUUUGUUUUAAUGUUAAAACCUAUAGUUUUAAUUUAAUUUCAUCCCUUAUGCCUGUAAUCUGCUCAUUACUCCAACCAAGAUAUAUGGAAUAAAUUAAAAGACAUGCUGCAGGAAAAUAAAUGUUUUAUUGAAUUUCAGUUUUGUGAAAAAUUAACAACAUUGACACCUGUAAAUAAUAGUGGUGGUGACCUUUUUAAGUUCUUCUGUUCAUAGAAAGCCUGCGAUACAUUUUUUGUUUGACUCUAAAGCAGUUUAUUUUCUACAGAGUGAUUUAAAAUGAUGGCUAAUUUAAGAAUUGUGAUUAUACAGUCAAGAUGUCAAAAGCACACAUUUCUUGCAAAGAGAAAAGCUUGAAAAUAAUGCUGCUCAUAGGCACAUUAGAUA